AUGCCCAAACACCACAACCACUAUCUCGCUAUUCCACAGGCGGAACUGUGCAGCGACGAGUUUGCGAGAAACGAAGAUAAGAAAGAUGACCUGAGCAAGUUGAGGGACGAAUUCGUGAUUCCGACAAAGGGCGACCUAAGGAACAGGAAUUUCGGGUUUCAGCUGAACGGAAAAACUGCGACUACGCGCAAAGACGACGGCGAAGAGUCCAUAUACUUCUGCGGCAACUCCCUGGGACUCCAGCCUCGGAGGACCAAGGAAUAUGUAAAUCGCUACCUGGAUACAUGGGCAUCUAAGGGUGUGUUUGGCCAUUUCACUGAUUAUGAGGGAGGCUUGCCGCCAUGGCUACACAUUGAUGAUGCGAUAAAACAACAGACCGCGAAAAUAGUCGGUGCACUGUCUACCGAAGUCGUCGUAAUGGAGACAUUGACUGCAAACCUGCAUUUGCUUAUGGCAAGUUUCUAUCGACCGACCAAGGACAGAUACAAGAUCAUCAUCGAGGGCAAGGCGUUUCCCAGCGAUCAUUACGCGGCUCUUUCUCAGAUUGCCCACCACAACCUCGACCCGUCUGCGCUUGUUACCAUCGACCCGCCCUCUGCCUCCUCACCUUACCUCUCCAACGAACAUAUCCUCUCAGUCAUAUCACACCACGCGCCUACAACCGCACUAGUGUUGUUGCCUGGUAUUCAGUUCUACUCGGGCCAGUUCUUCGAUAUAGAGCUCAUAACGCGUCACUGCCGAUCGCUGGGUAUUACAGUGGGCUGGGAUCUUGCGCAUGCAGCCGGAAAUGUGCCGCUGAAGCUACACGACUGGAACGUAGACUUCGCAGCGUGGUGCAACUACAAAUAUAUGAACGGUGGUCCAGGAGUCAUCGGUGGACUCUUCGUACACGAGAGACAUGGAAAGGUGGAGCAAGUAUCUGCAGCUCGAACAGACGGCACAAACGGCGUAGCCAGUAACGGUACAGAGCUCGCCUAUCGACCACGGCUGAGCGGCUGGUGGGGAAGCGAUAAGAGCAGUCGAUUUCGAAUGGAAAACAAGUUCGUUCCCAUUGCUGGCGCAAGCGGAUUUCAACUCAGCAAUCCCAGCGCACUGGAUAUGACUUCCGUCAUGGCAUCGACAGACGUCUUUGCGUUGACAAACAUGGACGCGCUACGUCAACGUAGCCUUAAACUGACCGCAUACCUCGAAGCGCGACUCCUCAAGUACGAUGGAGAGCCACCAUACAAGAUAAUCACACCCGCAAACCCGGCUGAACGGGGCGCGCAGCUCAGUGUACUUCUGAACCCGGGGUUACUGGAUAAAGUCCAGCACUACAUAGAAGAGCGUGGCGUCGUCGUUGACGAAAGAAAGCCUGACGUUCUGCGCGUUGCGCCUGCGCCACUAUACAACUCCUUCCACGACAUCCAUCGAUUCAUUACGGUCUUCCACGAAGCUUGUCGCAAAGCCCUGAAGGGCAAUGUGCAGCAGGGCGCGCAUAACGACAACGUACCCCAAGGAAUUGCUACUGUAUGA
Molecule: messenger RNA, 1515 nt
Organism: Alternaria arbusti
Lineage: Eukaryota; Fungi; Ascomycota; Dothideomycetes; Pleosporales; Pleosporaceae
Gene: BNA51
Product: Kynureninase 1
Exons: 2
Coding region: 1-1515 (504 amino acids)
Biological process (GO): NAD+ biosynthetic process
Cellular component (GO): cytoplasm
Molecular function (GO): kynureninase activity; pyridoxal phosphate binding
Source: RefSeq, a predicted model, not a curated record